AUGUGCUACACAAGUCACAUUUUCAUCAGCACUGACCCAUACAAAACUAUUNCUGUUUCUGGUUCAAUAAUUUUAGCAGGUGUUUUAUUAAAAUUAGGGGGGUAUGGGUUAAUACGUUUAAUAUCAAUUUUUUUAAGAAUUGGUGUAAAAAUUAAUAUUAUAUUUAUUUUAAUUAGAUUAUAUGGGGGGCUAUUAGUUUCUUUAAUUUGUAUUCUUCAAAUUGAUAUUAAAUCUUUAAUUGCUUAUUCUUCAGUAGCUCAUAUAGGUAUAGUAUUAGGGGGAAUUAUAACUUUAACUUAUUGAGGUAUAUGUGGGGCUUUAGUAAUAAUAUUAGCCCAUGGUUUAUGUUCAUCAGGAUUAUUUUGUUUAGCAAAUAUUAAUUAUGAACGAUUUUCUAGACGAAGAAUAUAUUUAAAUAAAGGAAUAAUUAAUUUGAUUCCUAGAAUAAGAUUAUGGUGAUUUUUAUUAAGAAGAUCAAAUAUAGCAGCUCCCCCUUCAUUAAAUUUAUUAGGAGAAAUUAUAUUAAUUAAUAGAUUAGUUAGAUGAAAUAGAUUAAGAAUAUUAAUAUUAAUAUUUUUAUCUUUCUUUAGAGCUGUUUAUUCUUUAUAUUUAUAUUCUUAUACUCAACAUGGGAUAGUGUAUUCAGGUUUAUUUUCUUUUUUUACUGGUAUAGUACGAGAAUAUUUAUUAUUAAUGUUGCAUUGAUUACCUUUAAAUAUU
This is a messenger RNA of Onthophagus taurus, 720 nucleotides long. The record is from RefSeq and is a predicted model, not a curated record. Lineage: Eukaryota; Metazoa; Arthropoda; Insecta; Coleoptera; Scarabaeidae.